AUGGGGGCCGCAGGAUCAAACCUGCCCGGCACCCCAGCAACAUCUAGCGCUUACCGACCGGACGUCAAUGUGCCUGUUCCGGUGGCAAGCGGCAAUGAAAUCUUCGUAGAUGACAUAUUCCGAAAGUUCCGGCUGCCUCUUCGUUUCGUCAGCCCAUAUUACACUGUCUUCAAACAAGAAGAGCCUGACCUCAGUGCCCUCGUUGCCGGGGUCCCUCAGGAGGCCGCCAAGCUACUUCGCGAUGCCAGAACAAGCGUAGGUGAUCAGAACGGAGACGUGUUUGAGCUGUGGAACCCCGUUGGUUUGCGUAUAGAAGACUUGGCCGGUCCAUCCGGUGAUCUCUCCGCCUUGCUGGAGAUAGCGAGAGCUGCCGGCGAAACAAUAGACGUUGAAGGCUUUUUCUUGAGCAUUGCAAACGCGUUUUAUUGGUUCCUCGGACCUCUGGAUCUGCAUUCGACAAUGUGUGAUCUUAUAGGCACGCGCCAAGGUAAAAGUUUCUCAACUGCAGCGCUAAAGGUCGCCUGGGUACGUAGUUCUGGUGGUAGCCCGUUCUUGAUGUCCAUCAUUGCCCCAAAAGCACUCGCCGCUUUCACAGUGAAGCGAGCAACAGAGUCGUUGAAACUCUCACCGCUUCUCGAUAACUGGCUAACUCAAACUGUGCAUCCACUGGCGUCCGAAAGUCUCGCGUAUCCCACAGACGCGCUAAACAUAUCGAGCCUGGCGUACCAAAUUGGUAAAAAUUGGGGCAAAGGACAUCUCUACUCAGUCGCCACACUCGCACUCCUGCAACUCCUCGAGCCCCUUGGCAACCCCAGCAGGCUUACGGACCUUCUGCAGGCUAAAACUGAUAAAGUCGGAACCUCAACUUUUCCAGAGAUGUCGUUCCUGCGGAGGGCGAGGGGCGCGCUGGGCAUGGUGACCAACGGACGCUUCCAGGCUGCGGCAGAAACCGGCGACUGGAGCGAGCCGUAUGACAAGGUGCUGGGAACCGCCAUUCAGAUGGGCGAGGUUGUGGGCAAUGCUGCCCUGCCUGCUUCUAUGGCAGCAUUUUUUCUCGACGCUGUGGUCGACCCACUAGGUAUAACAGGGGCUUUUGCAGAAUAA
Besnoitia besnoiti is the source of this 1104-nucleotide messenger RNA. RefSeq lists its product as uncharacterized. The coding region runs from base 1 to 1104 and encodes 367 amino acids. Lineage: Eukaryota; Apicomplexa; Conoidasida; Eucoccidiorida; Sarcocystidae. The transcript has 2 exons. The record is from RefSeq and is a predicted model, not a curated record.